Poeciliopsis prolifica (blackstripe livebearer) is the source of this 534-nucleotide messenger RNA. Its product is annotated as dickkopf-related protein 3-like. Gene Ontology annotation, cellular component: extracellular region. Gene Ontology annotation, molecular function: receptor antagonist activity; co-receptor binding. The transcript has 3 exons. The record is from RefSeq and is a predicted model, not a curated record. Bases 1 to 534 code for a protein of 177 amino acids. Lineage: Eukaryota; Metazoa; Chordata; Actinopteri; Cyprinodontiformes; Poeciliidae. Gene Ontology annotation, biological process: negative regulation of canonical Wnt signaling pathway; multicellular organism development.
AUGUUGGGGGAAAUGAAUCUGGUUCUCCUGUUUGUGUGUUUCUCCGGUACUGACGCCAGUAUUUGGGCCUGGAUGCUCAACAUGCCUCACGGCCCUCCCAAAGACGGAGCUAAACCUCUUGGAGAGAACUCUCCUGUGGCCAAAGCACUCACAACUGAGUGCGACAGCGACAGAACUUGUGGACGCGGUUUCUCGUGUGAUCGUCACUUCGGUCUUUGUGUGCCUUUACGUGGAGAGGGUCAGUACUGUAGGAGGGAUACUCAGUGUGUCCGUGGACUCCUCUGCAUGUUUGGCGAGUGUCAUCGCAGCAUUCCCAAUGGACAAGAGGGCUCCAGGUGCAAAUCUGACAGAGACUGUGGGCCUUUGAUGUGUUGCGCUCGACAUCAUGGCGAGAUGGUGUGCAAGAAGCGCCUGGCUCGCCAUGAGAGUUGUUAUGUUCCUGAUGGUGGCCUGGCGUUCAGCAUCAACCAGAUCUGCCCGUGCGAGGAAGGUCUGCUGUGUCGGGAAAACAGCAGGCAGAACCGCAGAGAGUGA